AUGGCUGCGGAGCUCACCUCCAUAAAGCUCAAUCCGGAGAGUCACCUGCUCCUGGACCAACCACUCCUCCGCCUCCCGCAUGAACUUACUCGCCGCAACUUCAAAUCCGUCCAACGCAUUGUCGAACGGGAACGAGACUUCGUCCUCCCCUACCUAAAAGAGACUGCAAACGCGUCCCUCUCUGGCACGCAAGAUGCCACCCAAACUCUUGCCGCCCUCGACACCAUGAUCAACCGCAUGCAAGGCCUAAAGCGAAAAAUGGAAACCUUGCAGGACGAGGAGAAAAAGAUCCUGACCCAGUCGCGGAAACGCAUCCAGCAUUUGGAAGACCUGUAUAAGAUUCCGAGCUUGGCGGAUGUCAAGUAUGAGGAGUGGUCGCGAAUACGGCUGAAUAGGUUAUUGGUGGACCAUAUGCUGCGGUCUGGGUAUUCGGAGAGUGCGAGACAGUUGGCUGCUGAGAAGGGGAUUGAGGACCUCGUGGAUUUGAGCGUGUUUGUGCAGUGUCAGCGAAUUGCGGAGAGUUUGGGGAGGGGAGAAACUAAGGAGGCGUUGACGUGGUGUGGGGAGAAUAAAGUGGGAUUAAAAAAGGUUCAGAGCAAUCUUGAGUUCGAGCUACGGUUACAACAGUAUAUUGAGAUGGUGAGGGCGGGAGAUAAAACAGAGGCAAGGCAACAUGCCAGAAGGUUUCUAUCACCCCAUAGCGAGACUCAGGCGACGGAUAUUCGACGGGCGGCAGGUCUCUUGGUGUUCUCUCCUGAUACAGAAGCGGCACCCUACAAGGAUAUGUACUCCUCAUCCCGCUGGCAAUAUCUCUCCAACCUCUUUAUUCGAACCCACCAUGACCUCUUAGCUCUCUCCUCACGCCCCCUUCUCCAAAUAGCGUUGUCAGCCGGCCUAUCUGCGCUUAAGACACCAUCCUGCCAUUCAGCCUACGCAUCCUCCAGUUCCAAUCCAAACUCAAUAACCACAUCUGUGUGUCCGAUAUGUUCGACUGAAUUGAACGAGCUAGCACGACACAUGCCGUAUGCACAUCAUACUAAGAGUUAUGUUGAGAACGACCCCAUCGUCUUGCCAAAUGGACGUAUCUACGGCCGCCAAAGGUUACUAGAUAUGUGUAAGAAGUCAGGUUUCGUGGCGCCGGGGAAGGUCAAAGAUCCGACGACGGGCGAAGAGUUUGACGAGAGAGAGAUGAAGAAGGUUUAUAUUUCAUAG
Molecule: messenger RNA, 1212 nt
Organism: Histoplasma mississippiense
Lineage: Eukaryota; Fungi; Ascomycota; Eurotiomycetes; Onygenales; Ajellomycetaceae
Exons: 4
Coding region: 1-1212 (403 amino acids)
Biological process (GO): proteasome-mediated ubiquitin-dependent protein catabolic process
Cellular component (GO): nucleus; GID complex; cytoplasm
Molecular function (GO): ubiquitin protein ligase activity; protein binding
Source: RefSeq, a predicted model, not a curated record